AUGUCGCUGGCGCUGACAUGGUCGAUGAGCUUGGGGCUCACCUGCAGCUUCAUGCUCGUCGUGUAUCACUCGCACUUCCUGCUGCACCUCGGACCUGGCAUGACCCUCCUGCUCAUGCUCUGCUUCCUCGCCUCAGUAACCCUCUUGCUCUUGUUGAACCUGUGGUUCAUGGCUGGACAGCCUUACGUGCUCGAGUUCAUCGCGUACUUCGAACCAAGUUCGCGGGCGAUGGAAUGGCUGCAUGAGAAGCUGUUCGGGAUAUCAAAGACAAGGUUGGCCAACGCAUACCGGGUCUCAUCCCACAAGGGAUCUCGCGACGCAGACAGCAAGAAGUACGUGCAGCUUGUGGUUCCAAGGAGGACUUGUCCCUAUCCUCUAUCCCUCGGUGGCCUCGUUCACUUCUUGUUCUUCAAUGCAGAAGAUCCCUUUGAUCCCGAACAAGCCAUCGUGCAAAUCAUGCGGUCUAUCAUGUUUCUCUCUCUGAUCGUCUUGGUGGUUCAAACCUCAGUAGUUGGUCGUAUCUUUCACUCGAAAGCUAUAUACGAGAACGCCAUUGCGUAUCAGAAUCAUGGUGACAUAGAUCAGGCUAUCCAACAGUACAUCACUCUGAUCAAGCAAGACCCUUCUUUCAACCCUCAUGUGCUCGCAGUACAUCAGUCCUACCUAUUCCUCCAACACCGAUGGGCUGCGGCUGCAUACCUCGUAGCAGCAACCUUUCACGUCAAUGGCGAUCUACGAAAUGCGGCGAAGUACUACAAGCAGGUGGUUCCAGACUUCAUGUGA
Messenger RNA from Guillardia theta CCMP2712, 783 nucleotides. RefSeq lists its product as hypothetical. Lineage: Eukaryota; Cryptophyceae; Pyrenomonadales; Geminigeraceae. Gene Ontology annotation, molecular function: protein binding. The record is from RefSeq and is a predicted model, not a curated record. Bases 1 to 783 code for a protein of 260 amino acids. The transcript has a single exon.